GGAGUCACAAAUCACAUUGAGCCAAAAAGCAGCCAGUGUUUUCUGCAGUUACAAACAAAAUGAAUAUUCCCAUGCUACUGCAACAUUCUCACCAGCGUUUCCUAAAAGACCUUUUAAGAACACCUUUCCGUCGUUACCACUUCAUCUUUCACUCAAGUACUCAUCUCGGAUCAGGAAUCCCUUGUGCUCGGCCAUUUAAUUCUCUUGGACUCCAUUGUACAAAAUGGAUGUUGUUGUCAAAUGGUUUAAAGAGAAAAUUAUGUGUACAAACAACCUUAAAGGAACACACAGAAGAACUUUCUGAUAAAGAACAAAGAUUUGUGGAUAAACUUUAUACUGGUUUAAUCCAAGGGCACAGGGCCUGCUUAGCAGAGGCCAUAACUCUUAUAGAAUCAACACACAAGAGGAAAAAAGAGUUAGCCCAGGUGCUUCUUCAAAAAGUAUUAGUCUACCACAGAGAACAAGAACAAAUAAAUAAAGGAAAACCACUAGCAUUUCGAGUGGGAUUAUCUGGGCCCCCUGGUGCUGGAAAAUCAACCUUUAUAGAGUAUUUUGGAAAAAUGCUUACUGAGAGAGGGCACAAAUUAUCUGUGCUAGCUGUGGACCCUUCUUCUUGUACUAGUGGUGGAUCACUCUUAGGUGAUAAAACCCGAAUGACGGAGUUAUCAAGAGAUAUGAAUGCAUACAUCAGGCCAUCUCCUACCAGCGGUACUUUAGGAGGUGUGACAAGGACCACAAAUGAAGCUAUUCUGUUGUGUGAAGGAGGGGGAUAUGACAUCAUUCUUAUUGAAACCGUAGGUGUGGGCCAGUCGGAGUUUGCCGUUGCGGAUAUGGUUGACAUGUUUGUUUUACUACUGCCACCAGCAGGAGGAGAUGAAUUGCAGGGUAUCAAAAGAGGUAUCAUUGAGAUGGCAGACCUGGUGGCUAUAACGAAAUCUGACGGAGACUUGGUUGUGCCUGCUCGAAGGAUACAGGCUGAGUAUGUGAGUGCACUGAAGUUACUCCGCAAACGCUCAGAAGUCUGGAGAUCAAAGGUAAUUCGUAUCUCCGCCAGAAGUGGAGAGGGCAUCACUGAAAUGUGGGAUAAGAUGAGAGAGUUCCAGGACCUCAUGCUCGCCAGUGGGGAGCUGAUGGCCAAGCGGCAGAGGCAGCAGAAAGUUUGGAUGUGGAAUCUCAUUCAGGAAAGCGUGUUAGAACAUUUCAGGACCCAUCCCACUGUCCAGGAACAGAUUCCUGUUCUGGAAGAAAAGGUUCUCAGUGGGGCCCUGUCCCCAGGACUAGCAGCAGAUGUGUUGUUGAAAACUUUUAAAAGCAGAGGCUAAGGAAAUUUAUCCUAUGCAAUGAUUUUAUAUACCAUUUCGUAAAGUAUUUUAAUAUUAAAAGUCACUUGAAUGCUUAUAUUUUCAGUAAUUCUUUUGUGCUGCCCUCGGCCUCGUUUGUGAACCGUGCUUGAAAAGUGGAAGAAUGUUAGAUAUGGCCGGCAAAGGUCAGGGCCCAGGCAGUAUUUACAAGAUACCUGUUACAUGUUACUGAUUUACACUUCUUUCUGUUCUUAUACCCUGGCAUGGUAGCUGGUAGGAGAGUUCCUUCUCAUCAGUCACAAGCAGAGAAGGCUGAUGAGAACGGAAAAAGCUUAUGUACCUUAAAAUGUUUUCUUUGAUUCUAUAUUCUGAGUUUCCAGAGAAAAUGUAAGCAAGAGUGACCACAUGUCUAAAUUCUUACUUCAGGCCAGAAUCACACACAGUGGGUUUCUAGGAGCUGAAAAUCAUGACUGAUAUUUAGUGUACCAGACUAUUCUAGGAAUAUCUGAAAUGGCCAUGUACAUGAGUAACAAAACAAGUAGAAUGUGUAGUGAUGUGAGUAGUUUUAAAGUCUACUUGUCUAGACUUGUGGACCACCCCCAUGAUAGGUAGGAGAGCCCAAAGGGAGCUGGGAGAAAUCAGCUGCAAAUCAUGUAGCCCAUUAAUCCCCAAGAAUUGGAGGACACCCUCAAAGGACCCAAGUGAGGUCACAAAGAUUCAAGGGUUAUUCAGUUUGACUAUUAUCGAAGACUUUUGCUUCUCUUCCUCCUUGGUCAUUUGACUUCAUAUUAGCAUCUUAAAAAUCUGCCUUACUCCUGAUGAGGAGGAACAAGUUUUGUUUCCAGAGGAGGCAUGGCACAGACCUUGGGUUCUAGGGUUGAACUGGGUGGGUCUAAACUUUCAACAUAGAUCAGUCACUCAUUAGCUGUUUCAGUUUGGACAAAUAGCCUACCUCUGAGCGUCAGUUUCUUCCCUGCUAAAAGAGAACUGACAUGUUAACUUUAUAGGGUUGAUGAGGAUAAAUAAGAUAACUCAGGAGAAUAUUUUUGCUACCGUAGUGGUACAUAGGAAAUACCCAGAGGCUGCUUGCUAUUAUUAUUAUGUUAGUUAUAAAUACCUGAAGCUGUAUAAGUCUUCUAUGUACGUUGAAUUUUCUCUCAUGGUCUUAUGACUACCAUCAUGCUCUUGUGAUAUUUUAUGAUUGUCUUUAAGGUACCUGCUGUAGUUAAUUCCUUGAAUAUAUUUUACACAGUUUGAUGGUAAUUAUAAGUAUGUACAUUUGAAUAAAAUUAUU
Molecule: messenger RNA, 2595 nt
Organism: Zalophus californianus (California sea lion)
Lineage: Eukaryota; Metazoa; Chordata; Mammalia; Carnivora; Otariidae
Gene: MMAA
Product: metabolism of cobalamin associated A
Exons: 6
Coding region: 60-1322 (420 amino acids)
Cellular component (GO): cytoplasm
Molecular function (GO): GTPase activity; GTP binding
Source: RefSeq, a predicted model, not a curated record